Zygotorulaspora mrakii is the source of this 1617-nucleotide messenger RNA. RefSeq names its product protein-serine/threonine phosphatase (gene PPQ1). Bases 1 to 1617 code for a protein of 538 amino acids. Gene Ontology annotation, cellular component: nucleus; cytoplasm. The record is from RefSeq and is a predicted model, not a curated record. NCBI's taxonomy places the organism in Eukaryota, Fungi, Ascomycota, Saccharomycetes, Saccharomycetales, Saccharomycetaceae. Gene Ontology annotation, molecular function: protein serine/threonine phosphatase activity. The transcript has a single exon.
AUGGGAAACAGCCCGUCGAAAUCAAAUAACACUAAUUUUGCAGUACCGAGUUCUUCAAAUAGCCAACAACUAACAACAAGCGAGGAUCAGAAUGCCAACGAGCCCACUGAGCCAGAUGAUAGUAGGCCGCUGCCUACUAUCAAGAACAAUAACGACGAGACGACUACGAACCGUAGGGACGCACCUACAGCAGGAAGCACCAAUACGAACACAAUAACGAGGAGAACGACGGGUAAGGAGAUACCGCCAAUGAGAAAUAAGGAAGUUGAGAGUGGUAAGACGUAUUUCCCACACGCCAGUGCGAUAAUGCGGCCACCGACCUCAGCUGAUUCGGAGCUGACCAUGAUCGAUCACAUCUCGCCCUUGAAGGAGGACAAAUUGGAGUUCCAACUUGAUGCUGGGAUUGGCACAAUCAAGCCGUUUGCCAUUACUAAUGUUGUCAACUGCAGCGGUAGUGACAGCAGCUACAGCAGUAAUGAAAGUAACAAUAGUUCAGGGAGUAGCAACAAUACGCUUUACUCGCCGUCACCGACUAAAAACUCGAUUACUGCCACGUCGGCUACGGAUGCGAAUUAUCUGAAACCAACUGGGGCAAGGGCUCAGUCUCAUAGACAAAAGAAACAGGACCCAGCAGUUUUUUUGAAAAGAUAUCCACAUGAUGCUUCAUCAGCUGAAGGUAUCGAUAUUGAUCAUGCAAUUGAGAAAUUACUAAAGAUUGGGGAGACGAGGUAUUAUAAAUCCCGAGAUUUUCCCUUUUCGUCUUGGGAACUUCAGUUGAUUUGUUAUCAGGCAAGAGAAAUCUUUUUAAAUCAACCAUCUUUGUUGAAACUGCAGGCUCCGAUCAAAGUUGUUGGUGAUGUGCACGGUCAGUUUAAUGACUUAAUGAGGAUUCUUAAGUUGAGUGGUAAACCGCCAGAAACUAAUUAUUUAUUUUUGGGUGAUUAUGUUGAUCGUGGUAAGCAAUCUUUAGAGACAAUCCUGUUACUCCUUUGUUACAAGAUUAAAUAUAGAGAUAACUUUUUUAUGUUGAGAGGUAAUCACGAAUCUGCAAACGUCACGAAGAUGUAUGGAUUUUUCGAUGAAUGUAAAAGGAGAACAUCUUCAAAAACAUGGAAAAUGUUCGUUGACGUCUUCAAUACGUUACCUUUUGCUGCGGUUAUUCAAGAUAGAAUAUUUUGUGUUCACGGUGGUAUAUCACCAGAGCUUAAUUCCUUGAAUCAAUUGCAAAAAAUCAUUAGGCCAACAGACAUACCGGAUGAGGGUUUGAUUACUGAUAUACUUUGGAGUGAUCCUGAUGCGCAAGCAAGAGAUUGGUCCUCAAACGAUAGAGGUGUUUCUUUUGUUUUUGGUAAGAAGAACGUUGCAGAUUUUUGUUCAAAAUUCAACUUUGAUUUAGUUAUCAGAGGGCACAUGGUUGUUGAAGAUGGUUACGAGUUUUUCGCAAAGAAAAAACUUGUUACGAUCUUUUCAGCACCAAAUUAUUGCGGCGAAUUCAACAACUGGGGUGCGGUCAUGAGUGUCACUACAGGUUUAAUGUGCAGCUUUGAACUGUUAAAGCCUCGUGCUGUAACAAAACAAACUUCAAAGAGCCCUUAUUCCAAGUCCAACAAAAAAUAA